Molecule: messenger RNA, 1705 nt
Organism: Rhagoletis zephyria (snowberry fruit fly)
Lineage: Eukaryota; Metazoa; Arthropoda; Insecta; Diptera; Tephritidae
Gene: FMRFa
Product: FMRFamide related propeptide
Biological process (GO): neuropeptide signaling pathway
Source: RefSeq, a predicted model, not a curated record
UGAAACUAAAACUGAAAAAAGUGCAGAUCGAUUUUAAAUAAGUCUCAAUUGAGCCCGUUCCAAUGAUUGAAUGAUUGUUGUGCCGCGAAUUAAACUUCGGUGGUUUUAAAAGUUUUCGCAGCCAGUAGCUGCAGUGUUGCACGACUCGACACUCUCGGCGUUGUACGCAUUUGACGGCUUUUGACGGAGCGUUUAUAUUUUUACGCGCAACUCUCGAAGUCGACGCUGGUUCGAAGUGGAAAUCAAAAAGCGCCGAACGACAUCGCCUCCAAUACAAUAUGAGUCCCCUUCUGGUCUUCUUCCUCUAUAUCAUUCAGUUGCAGGCAGCAAUUCGAAGUGAAAUUAUCGAAACUCCAAAUCUAAAUUUGAACACUAUUUCCGAUUCUGAAGACGACGAUAUACAAAGUAGUGACUCCCUAGAGCGAAAAAGCACCACCACCACCACCACCACUGUGGAUCCACUUGAUCUACCUUACGUGAAGACUACUCGCGAUCAAACAGAAGUAGAGUUUCGUUAUCCGAUUGCAUCAUUGAACAUUGAUUACUCGAAGAAUUUAAUUAUAUUGAAAUUCCGCAAAUCCGCAAAAGCCGAUGAAGAAGAAGCGAGGCGUCGAAAAUCGCUCGAUGAAAAUUUUAUGCGCUUCGGACGCGCGAACUCGGACUUCAUGCGCUUUGGUCGCGAUGCUGCCGAUUUCAUGCGCUUUGGGCGCAGUCCUUCGGAUUUCAUGCGCUUCGGCAAGCGAUCCCUUGAGCAGAUACCAAAAGUGAACAGCCUUGAUCAUGAGUACAAUUACGAUAAGGAUGCCGAUACGAGUCGCCGAUUUGAGCGCAGCCAGGAGGCUAUACGCGACUCGCGUGGCGACAAUUUCAUGCGAUUCGGGCGACCAGCUGAGGACUUUAUGCGCUUCGGACGCAGUAGCAGCAACGAUUUCUUACGUUUCGGACGUGCUUCCGGCGAUUUCAUGCGCUUCGGCCGAAAUCCCUCGGAUUUUAUGCGCUUUGGACGCGGCGGUUCUGAUGACUUCAUGCGAUUCGGUCGCAGUCCCGACUUUAUGCGUUUUGGACGCGCACAGAAGGAGAGACGUGACACCGAUAGAGACUUUAUGCGCUUCGGACGACCAGACAACUUCAUGCGAUUCGGAAGGGCAUCCGGCAUGCCGACGAUUUCGCCGAAUUUCAUACGCUUCGGCAAGCUUGAUCCGAACUUCAUGCGGUUUGGCAAGAAUUUAGAUCACCAAGCGCAGGAGAAUACGAGUACGAAACCGCCAUUGCCCAAAGAGGUGAUCAAAGAAGCUGCAAAAAUUUUGAACCAAGCUGAACGAUUCGGUGGAGAAGGUGAAAGCAACCCUAUGGAUAGGGCUAUCAAGGUGCUUUUCGGAAAGGAGGGAGGACACAAGCUGUCGUCCGCGCAGCGUGAAAGGGCGGCGCAAAGUAAUGAAGACACUUCCAACGACAACGACGAAGUGGAACCUGACUACGAGCUUAAUGUGUCGCAGUGAAGCAAAUGAUUUUGAGUGACUACUUCAACGCUCGAUUUGAUGACCAAUUGUAAAUAUUAAGCUACUCCUUAGGAACUGAACUAAUGAGAACUGGCAUAGGAAAAACGGACACAAACACACACACACAAUUGCAGACACAUUUUAGAUAGGGUUUCACGUAUAUAUGUACAUACAUACCCCAACUAAGUAUGUAUCCAUAGGCAGAA